Messenger RNA from Astrephomene gubernaculifera, 555 nucleotides. The record is from the annotation of a GenBank genome assembly. NCBI's taxonomy places the organism in Eukaryota, Viridiplantae, Chlorophyta, Chlorophyceae, Chlamydomonadales, Astrephomenaceae.
CUUCGGCGGCCUCGGCCGCAGGAUGAGGACGAGUACGAUGCGGACUUUGUGGUGGAUGACGAGGAGGAGGAUGGGCAGGACUGGCGGAAAUUCCUGCGGAGAACGACCGGUUACGACCCGAGUCGCUAUCGUGAUGAGAACUUUGAUGACCGUACGAUGGAGGCCUCCUGGCGUCAGGUGGUGGCGGAGGAGAAGCGCAGCGAGCGCAUGGGUCGUUUGGAGGAUGACAUGGCGGAGCAGGAGGAGGAGCGGCGGCGCAAUGAGAAGAUCAGAAAGAUGAAGGCGCUUAAGAAGCAGCGGAUCGAUUAAGGGUGCUGAAUUGCUUGUGGACCGCUUGUGGAAAGGGUGCCAUGCCUCCAGCAGGGCAGUGGAUCGAUGUGGGAAGACAGGAGCGCGGAAGGGUGGCGCUUGAAUGAGCAUGCCCCCAUGUAGUGCAGCAAAACUGCAUCAGGAGCAUGCGGACCUGCCAACAGUGCUGGCUUGUAUUGCGCCGGCUGGAUGGGCUGGGUUGAACUGCACGCAGAUAGGUGGUUAAAUAAGUUAAAUAAGUGAGAC